ACCCACUCCCUUUUUAACACGCUUCAUGUUCGCUAUGUGAUUCUCGCGGUCAUCUUCCUCGUUUAGGCUGUUUUUUUUUUAAACCUUAUAAAGACAAUUAAUUUGAAUAUAGAGCAACAUAGAGAACUUUAACAGAGGUGAGAGCUAUACGCGCUGUAAAUGUAUUAGACUACCACAGACUACAAAUUCCCCUACUAUACAGUCAGUCUUACAGCAGAAAAAGUUUGGGUGCACACGUCAGUUUAAUGACAUUGAGCUCCAUCAGUGUGUUUGUAUUUGAUUGUCUGUAGCAACCAGCAAACACCGCGGUGAGGAAGGCGACCUGCUUCAGCCUUUAGCAGGAUCGAUAUGGAGACAUACGCCCCUAAAUUUAGCAAAGUUCUGCUGACACCUGAUCCACAUUAUAUACCGGGGUAUGCAGGGUAUUGUCCACAGCUGAAGUACAAUGCGGGGAAGUCUUACGGCCAGCUCACAGCUGAGCUGCUGACCAGUCCUGAGGUGAAACACUCCAGUUGUCUCGUCCUCCACGGGGGUCACGUCCCCUCCACAGAGUCUGACACUGGUCUGACACUGAGAACCAUCCCUGAAAGUAACUUGAAGAAGAUGAUACCAGGAUACACAGGCUUCAUUCCAAAAAGGCAAAACUACUUUGCCUGCAGCUACUCUGAAACAUGUCAUAAAGCACUGUCUGAGUUUUACCAGGAGGGGCGUUCGAAGAUCCAACAGCAAUCAACAGACCUGCCGGCUAUUGUCAACUACACCAACCGACAGUUUGAAAGACCGAAACCCCCUUUGACAGCAAUCUCCAGUAACGUGAUCUCCUACAAGCCCUUGAAGUCCUUCACCCCCGCUGGAAAACCAUAUUUCUUGGAUGAUGAUAACCCACACAAGUACUUUAUCUCAGGUUUUACAGGGCAUGUGCCAAAAUCUCGCUUCCUAAUUGGCAAAGGUUAUCCCAUCACUACCAACCAGGCACUGAUCCAGUUUGGAAAGCAGCAGCGGAGUCACCCCACAUACCAAGACAUCCCAAAGGGGAAGGACAGUACAAUAACUACUCUGCCCACUAUCUAUCCAUCAAACAGAGGUGUGGUGCCGUCAUUCACAGGACACAUCCCAGGUCUGUGUCAGUGAUACAAGUUCAUGUAUGGACAUACCUUUGGUCAACUUUCCCAGAAUGCACUGGAAAAGAGCGGCAUCAAGAGGAUCAUUCAGGCAAAGUCGUGAAACACGUGUCAUACAUGUCAAUAAAAUGAUCAUUACUGGCAAGAUGAGGUUGUGACAUGAGUCAAGUACUGAGUCAACUGUUCACUGUUGGCAUACAGGAAGAAGACAGGUAAAUAUGUUAAUUCUUUAUUGACAGACUUUGAUUGUCACUGGGCAUUCGAGGAAGCAGAGGUUGAGAAAAUGAUGCUGGGUGGAAUAAUUUCACAGACUUCACAUUAUUGCAGUACAUUACAAAUUCUCUAUUUAACAAAUGACGAGAAUACAUUUUCUGCUCUUUCCUCCCUCUUAUCUAACCACCAGUCUAUCAAAAUAUACCUGACACACAUUUAAAUACCUGAAACAGCCACAAGAUGGCUUAUAUUUGUGCAACUGAACAAACUUCACUGGAAGACAUACUACUGUAUAUACCAAACAAUUCCACACAUUUUAAAUUUUUAGUGCCAGAAAACGACCAAAACUCUACAGCUAUAAAAACAUUAUCAGGAAGAUGAUGUAGUAUGUACUGAAGCACCUACUGUAUGUUUGUUAACUCAUGCACCUACAGUUAAUCCAUGCUGGGAAUCUGCUCAAGAAAGUAAGUUACUGGAAAUAAAGCAUCAUUGACAAUCCACAA
This is a messenger RNA of Siniperca chuatsi (mandarin fish), 1837 nucleotides long. RefSeq names its product family with sequence similarity 166 member B (gene cimip2b). Bases 349 to 1131 code for a protein of 260 amino acids. The record is from RefSeq and is a predicted model, not a curated record. Lineage: Eukaryota; Metazoa; Chordata; Actinopteri; Centrarchiformes; Sinipercidae. The transcript has 6 exons.